CACAAAUUCCACACAAACAUUUCGUUACAGUUUAUAGCAACAGCCAACAUUUAUUAUUUAGACCCCUCAACACGAUGUGCGAUUUGCCCUGUGUCUACAAUGCCAACAACUGUCUCGAGGGCACGCCCAUCAAGGGGCGCACGUUCAACAUAUUGCUGCUCUACUGCUGGCAGCGCGAAUACGAUAAACGCCCCUAUAAGCACUUUCAGUUUCGUCGCCUGGAUUUCGAGGAGCGCAUGAAUCGCAGAUAUCACUGCUUACGUGACUUUCGCACCAUUGUCAACUUUUUGCUGCAACGUCGUUUGCAUUCGGUGUCCAUUAGCAGCGUUGUCGUUAGCAACUGGAAUGCUCGCAUGCUGCAGGAUUUUGUGCGCUCACUGCUGUCAGUGCCCAAAGUGGAGCUCAAGCUGAUGCGACUGCCGCACGAGUUCUUUGUCAUGCUGCGGCUCAAAGUGCGCCAAAUGAAGCUGCGUGAGCUUAGUCUCGAGGCCACGCCCUUAUCUGAGAGAGAUGUGAUUAUGUUACGCGAAGUGCUGCUAGCCAGUGGCACGUUGCAUACACUUAACGUUGCAAGCUGCAGUUUGAAUCAAUACAACUUUGCCACAUUAGCGGAUGGCGUCUACAAAUCGAGCAGCAUGCGCUCGCUCAAUGCCAGCAGAAUCUUAGGCCUGACAUUGACGCUGGAUACAGAGAAGAUUACCUCGAUUGUGGGCUCGCUGCUAAUGCAAAACAAACUCGUUGAGCUGACCAUGGAGCAUUGCGACUUUGUGGCACAGGACAUGGAAACGGUGGCCGAGUAUUUGUACAGCAAAAGCUGCAGUCUGCGGCGACUGCGUCUCGGCUAUAAUCGCAUUGCCGCCGAUGGCGCUAUGUAUCUGAUGCGUGGCAUGGCCAGCGGCGGCAAGCUGGAGCUGCUCGAUAUAAGCGGCAACAGCAUUGGCAGUCAUGGCGGCGAAUGGAUUGCCAAGUAUUUCAGCUCGUGCCUCAUGCUGCAGCAUUUGCAUUUGAACUAUAACGAAAUUGGCGCCGAGGCCAUUAAUCUUAUACUGCUCACGCUAAAGAAACCGUGUCGCAUGAAGCGUCUGACUUUGUAUGGCAAUAGCUUUGAUGCAUGCACGGCAAUGAUUGUGCGGCGUCUCCUGGAUGCGGAAGUGGUGCUGCAUGAGGAGAUUGAUAUUAGCUACACUUAUGAUGAGGCACUGCAGGAUUAUCGCAUUGUGCCUUGGCGUUAACAGAGCGUUGCUUUUAUGUUUUAUUUAAUUUUAACAACGCCGACAAUGGAUAAUAAAUUUUAAAAAAAAUU
Molecule: messenger RNA, 1303 nt
Organism: Drosophila busckii
Lineage: Eukaryota; Metazoa; Arthropoda; Insecta; Diptera; Drosophilidae
Product: NLR family CARD domain-containing protein 3
Exons: 2
Coding region: 75-1232 (385 amino acids)
Biological process (GO): nucleocytoplasmic transport; activation of GTPase activity
Cellular component (GO): cytosol; perinuclear region of cytoplasm; nucleus
Molecular function (GO): GTPase activator activity; small GTPase binding
Source: RefSeq, a predicted model, not a curated record